Messenger RNA from Neurospora crassa OR74A, 679 nucleotides. RefSeq lists its product as hypothetical. The coding region runs from base 60 to 590 and encodes 176 amino acids. Lineage: Eukaryota; Fungi; Ascomycota; Sordariomycetes; Sordariales; Sordariaceae. The record is from RefSeq and is a predicted model, not a curated record. The transcript has a single exon.
AUGAGGAAGCUGGAAGGAUUUCUUAGAAAAAGAUCCUGACUGGGUUGAAGCUUGUGGGGAUGGAAAUGGAUUCUUCGAAGACGCUUUCACCGGAUAACUUUCCUCUGAUCAGGUCUUCGCUGGAGUUGGUGGAGCAUAGGCUGGAGCACAUGAAGGCGGUCUUCGUACCGCUUGUCGCUCGGAUCAACAAUGCUUUACUGGAUGGGAAGGGGGUGGAGCAGAAGCUGGCGGCCAUGGAGAAAGGGCUUGCUUCGAACCAAGUUGACAAAGAGGGAGGCGGAGGUGGGGAAGCCUCCAAGGAUUUCAUGCUGUUUUCGCUCGAGUACAAGUCUCUGGUCGCGAACUUGACUGCUCUGAGAAAGCUGUUUGUUGAGCAUGGUAUUCCCGCGUACGUGUCACCCUAUUUAUCUACAGAGGAGAAGUUGGAUUUCAUGGAGCAAAUGCUUGUUUCCGAGAUGGAGACGAUAAUCUUGAACGAGAGACCAGCUAUGAGCACAGAGGUCCACUCAAGGUUUGGGCCUCUGAUGGAGAAGUUGGCUACCCUGGAGAAGAUGUAUACUGUUGCGAUGGGAAAGGCAUUGCACAUUUAGUGAAGGAGUUCUAUAAACAGUAUUAUUAAUCGAUUUCAAUUGAUAGGCAGAGCACCGAAGAUAGAAUUCCAGGCUUCCAAAGGCACGUG